This is a messenger RNA of Arachis ipaensis, 699 nucleotides long. RefSeq lists its product as uncharacterized. Lineage: Eukaryota; Viridiplantae; Streptophyta; Magnoliopsida; Fabales; Fabaceae. The record is from RefSeq and is a predicted model, not a curated record.
AUGGCUACUUGUAAAGUGAAAGGAUGUCCAUGGGUGGUGUAUGCAUCAAGGGAUCAUGAAGAUACUUGUUGGAAAAUAAAGACCUUCGUUAAUGAUCAUACAUGCCCAAGGGAGGAUAAGAACAGGGCAGCUAACAGAAAUUGGGUGGCGAGCAAACUAGUCAAGAAGGUUAGGAAGUACCCAAAUUUCAAGCAUUGUGAUGCUGCCACUUACUUCAAGUCAAGGUUUGACUUGUCCUUGAACAAGAACUCAAUAUCAAGGGCCCUCUUUGAUGCAAGAAAUGUGGUGUUCGGGGAUGAAAAGAAACAAUACAAAAUGCUGAGGGAUUAUAGUCUUACACUUCUUAAGACUAAUCCUGGAUCAACAGUUGAAAUUUGUUGCACUCCCCAACCUCAAUCUGAUCCAGUGUUUGAGAAAAUGUAUGUGUGCUUGAAUAGAUGCAAGAAUAGUUUCAAAUCCGGAUGCCGACCGUUGAUUGGACUGGACAGUGCUUUCCUGAAAACUCAAUUUGGUGGGCAAAUUCUGUCGGUAGUGGGGAAGGAUGCUAAUCACCAUAUCUACAUCAUAGCAUGGGCAAUUGUUGGCGUAGAAAACAAGGAGAAUUGGAAGUGGUUUCUUGAGUUGCUACACCAAGACCUUGGAGACUAUAGGCAACAUAGGUGGUGCUUUAUAUCUGACAUGCAGAAUGGAACUGCAUGA